Messenger RNA from Panicum hallii, 1192 nucleotides. Its product is annotated as transcription factor BHLH062-like. The transcript is spliced from 5 exons. NCBI's taxonomy places the organism in Eukaryota, Viridiplantae, Streptophyta, Magnoliopsida, Poales, Poaceae. The coding region runs from base 207 to 1025 and encodes 272 amino acids. Gene Ontology annotation, molecular function: protein dimerization activity. The record is from RefSeq and is a predicted model, not a curated record.
AGCCGUUACGUGGCCCGCGCCGCCCUCUCUCCCCCCUUUUCUUCUGCUCCCCCAUCGUCCCCUCCCUCUGCGAGAAGGGAGCAGCAGCAAGGCGGAAGCCACGAGUGUUCCUGACCCCGCAUCCGGACGCCUCGCCGCCGUCUUCUGGCGCUUUCUCUUUCGAGGGGGUGAAAGAGGAGGUUGGUGCAAAGAUUUAGCCAGCCGCAAUGGUUCCAUCAGAGAGGGGGAGCGUCGCCACCGCCGUCAGCACGGCUGCCGCCGACAAGCUGCUCCAUGGGCCUAUCACUGGCAAGAAGUGCAAGAAGGCGGCCCCAAGGAAGGUUCAUAAGGCUGAGAGGGAGAAACUUAAACGCGACCACUUAAAUGAUCUCUUCGUUGAGCUGGGUAAUAUGCUAGAAGCAGAUAGGCAGAACAAUGGGAAGGCAUGCAUACUCACUGAUACUACUCGGAUACUAAGAGAUCUGCUUGUUCAAGUAGAAUCUCUUCGCAAGGAACAUAGCAACCUUCAGAACGAAUCUCAUUAUGUUGCAAUAGAGAGAAAUGAGCUGCAGGAUGAGAAUGGUGUGCUCCGCAAAGAAAUUUCAGAGCUUCAAGACGAGUUGAGAAUGCGGUCUUCCAGCAAUCCAGCAGGUUGGGGCCAUGGAACUGCUGGAUUGAACCCCUCUGUUCUGAACCCCGCAAGUGCAGUAUUCUCAUCCCAGCAGGCUAUGCAACCACCCACCAUUGCAAGCACUAUAUUCCCCAUGCAGCAGCCACUGGCACCAUCAGCAGUGAUCGAGCAUCCAUAUGCCACACCGCCACCACUGGAACUGAAGCUCUUCCCAGGAGCUGCAUCUGUUGAAGUUUGCAAGCCAUCAGAAGACCAGGAGGCUCCCAACCAUGUGGCACGACCACAAGCAAGGUACCCGACACAAUCAGCCUCAUGGCCAGUGACCUUGUUCUCUGGCCUUCCAAGAAUGGAAGAUGAGCAGUGCAGUAGCAGCACAACCAGCAGCAGCAAGGAGGCAAGCACAGAUAGAGAUUGAGUAGAUCCAACAAUCUAAAGAGUUUCUGUUUUGAGCCUAGUGGAUGUACUGACAGUGACAGCCAAGUUGUGUGCAUGUAAAUAUGAUUCUCCUUUUUUCUUAUCUCAGAACGAUAGAUUAUACUCUGAUGGAAAUAGCACCCUCCCCUUAGAAUUUUUGUUGAUGAA